Molecule: messenger RNA, 1578 nt
Organism: Moesziomyces aphidis
Lineage: Eukaryota; Fungi; Basidiomycota; Ustilaginomycetes; Ustilaginales; Ustilaginaceae
Source: the annotation of a GenBank genome assembly
AUGGCUUCUGGCUCUUCAUCACCGCCGAAAACGGCAUUCGUGUCGUUUCCAGGAGCAGAAUACACACAGACCGCCGCAAUCCGAGCAGCACGCAAGGUGCUUACUCCUCAUGGCUGGAUCGUCGAGGCUGGCGAAUCAGCAGACGCCCCACACCAUGCUCAAGACGACAGCGGCCCCAGCGCUCCCUCGGGCAAGGAUCUGUACCUGGCCGACUACGAUCUGCUUCCUUUCGAAGAGCUGCUUCCAGGGGCUCCGGCGUCGGCCAAGGGCAAGCAGCCACAGUGCUCGAGCUAUGUGAUCCGCAAGGCGCUUAUCCGCAAACACUACCUCGCUUCGGCGCUCAACACGUAUGCGGUCAAGCUGCCGCCGGGCGACGAAGCACGUCGCUUCCGAUCGUGCACACCCAAGACGUGGCAUCUGGACAUCCAGUUUGCCGACGAGCUCGACGAGCUGCUCAUGGACGAUCUCUACGACCUCGCCGAGCUGCUCGAGCAGAACGAGCGCGCGCUGGAGGAAGCAAGGGACAGCGAUGUCAAGUGGUUCAUCCUGAAGCCAGGCAUGGCGGAUCGCGGAAACGGCAUUCGCAUCUUCAGCACGCUCGAUCAGCUUCAGUCCAUCUUUGAGGAGUUCGAACCCGAGUCCGACGACGAGGGUGACGAGGACGACGAUGUCGACGACGAUGGCGAGGCUGGAUCCUCGGCAAGUGGACACGCGUACGCGGGCAAGGACACCUCGGUCAUGGCCAGCCAGUUGCGCCAUUUCGUGAUUCAAGAGUACAUUCGGUCACCGCUCAUUGUCGACCCUAUCCGCUCCCCACAGGGCGACUCUUUGGCAAAGGAGGUCUCACAAAAGCUUUCACUCGACUCGGCACCAGGCUCGAACGCGCGCAAAUUUCACCUUCGUGCCUACGUGCUAUGUGUGGGCGGCGUGGCGGUGUAUCUGCACGACGAGAUGCUCGCGCUAUUUGCACCAUUGACAUACGAAGCGCCGUCUUCGGCGACGGUGCGCGAUCUGCGAUGCCACCUCACCAACACGUGCCUGCAAGACGACGGCUCGCUCGCUGUCGGCAACGACGCACGGCCCAAGGAGGAAAACGUCUUUCUGUGGUCCGACCUCGUCGGCUCAGCGUGCGCGAACCUAGGCCACGAAGGAGCAGGCGCGACUCUGUCGUCCGAUAUGGUCGAUCAGGUGCGACGUAAGGCUGCCGACGUCAUUGGUGCGUGCUUCCAGGCUGCAGCCAAAGCGGGCAGCAUCCAUUGGCAGAUGUGGCCCAACGCGUUCGAGGUGUUUGGCGUCGAUCUGCUCGUCGGCUACGACGAUGAUGCCCAAGCAGAAGCGCAACAUCCGAGCGAUCUCAACGUAUGGCUGCUCGAGGUCAAUGCGCAGCCCGACUUUGCCCAGACGGGCGCCAGGCUGAGCGCCAUCAUCGACCGCCUCUUUGAGCGUGUCUGCGAGAUCGCCGUCCUCCCCUACCAUUCUAAGGGCUCCGACCAGACAGACAUGGACUCGUGGAAGGUCGGCGAAUCGCGCCAGAACACCACGCUCUGCUAUAGAGAAGAUCUGGGUCGCGGCCUGUAG